Messenger RNA from Salmo salar (Atlantic salmon), 3493 nucleotides. RefSeq names its product 1-acylglycerol-3-phosphate O-acyltransferase ABHD5. Lineage: Eukaryota; Metazoa; Chordata; Actinopteri; Salmoniformes; Salmonidae. Gene Ontology annotation, cellular component: lipid droplet; mitochondrion. Gene Ontology annotation, biological process: positive regulation of triglyceride catabolic process; negative regulation of triglyceride storage; lipid homeostasis. The record is from RefSeq and is a predicted model, not a curated record. Gene Ontology annotation, molecular function: lysophosphatidic acid acyltransferase activity; carboxylic ester hydrolase activity.
CUCUGAUUGGUCAUGGCACACUGGUCUGUGUAGAGCAUGGGCCUGAGUGUGCCUCUCAAUGCAAUAGAAUCCUACUCCAAUGCGCUCUGCCCACAAGAAAAUAUCUUGCAGUUAGUUAUGCAAACUAAAUCGUGCAUAGUUCAUUUGUUUCGGUAUGUUACCUUGAAAGUGGCUAACAUUUCGUUGAUUCGAUCACAAUUUCCACAGUAGAGCAAAACGUUAAGUGUUAACUAAAAGGGGAAAACUCAAGAAAGGUCCAGAUGGAUCUCCAGUUGGCUUCCAUCCUGGUGUCCCACCUCCCUCUCUCAGCUGAAGGAUGCAGAAGACAAAAUGCUCAAGGGUCCUAUGUUGAUCCAGACCAUCAGGUCAGAUUUUAAACAGAAGUACUCUUCAGUGUUUGAUGACAACACCAAUUCAGACUACAUUUACCAUCUUAACGCACAGAUGCCAAGAUAAUCAUCACAGUUCACUAUGAGGAGGAUGGCGAAGGAUCUGCAACCAGCCGAGCAAGGGUCUGGGUGGAUCUCCAGUUGGCUUCCAUCCUGGUGUCCCACCUCCCUCUCUCAGCUGAAGGAUGCAGAAGACAAAAUGCUCAAGGCUGUGAAGGCCCCAUUCUCCAGGCAACAUGUCCGGAUAUCCAACGGCAACUAUCUCUGGACCUUAGCCUUCACCUCUCACAUCAAGCCCCAUCCCUCUCUCCCACCCCAGCCUCAGCCAAAGCCCCAUCCCUCUCUCCCACCCCAGCCUCAGCCAAAGCCCCAUCCCUCUCUCCCACCCCAUACCCAGCCCCAUCCCUCUUCUCCACAGCCCUCUCUCCAGCCCCGUCCUCCCCUGGUGCUGCUCCAUGGGUUUGGGGGUGGUGUGGGUCUGUGGGCCCAGAACCUGGACUCUCUAUGUGGCAGUGGAGCCGUGUAUGCCCUGGAUCUUCUGGGGUUUGGACAGAGCAGCCGGCCCCUGUUCAGCGUGGACCCACAGGGGGCAGAGGAGCAGUUCCUAGGGGCCCUGGAGGAGUGGAGGGACAGGGUGGGUCUGGAGGAGAUAGUCCUGCUGGGACACAACCUGGGAGGAUACCUGGCUGCUGCUUACACACUCACACACCCACACAGGGUAAAGCACUUGAUCCUGGUGGAGCCCUGGGGGUUCCCGGCCCGUCCAGAGAGCCUAGAUCAGGAGAAGUCUAUCCCAGUGUGGAUCAGAGCCAUGGGGGCUGUCAUGAGUCCCUUUAACCCCCUUGCUGGACUUAGACUGGCCGGACCACUGGGUCCUAUGUUGAUCCAGACCAUCAGGUCAGAUUUUAAACAGAAGUACUCUUCAGUGUUUGAUGACAACACUGUAUCAGACUACAUCUACCAUCUUAACGCACAGACGCCAAGUGGUGAAACAGCGUUCAGGAACAUGACAGUACCAUAUGGUUGGGCUAAGAGACCAAUGUUAGAUCGUAUCGGACAGAUCCAACCAGACAUUCCAAUAUCCUUCAUCUAUGGGUCCCGAUCCAGUAUCGACAGCGACUCGGGAUACACUGUCCAGAAAAUCCGACCAGAUGUGGACAUCAUCGUGAUAAGGGGAGGAGGUCACUAUGUGUUUGCUGACCAGCCAGACGACUUCAAUCAGAACGUUCUUCACAUCCUGGCCAGGAUGGAGGGAGAUAAGGAGAAGAGGGAUGAGGAGUGGUGUGGAUGAGAAGGAAGGGAAAUGAGGAGAGAGGUGAGAGGAGAAGAUUGAGGGUAGAGUAGAGAAUGGCAGAUGAGAUGGGGAGAAGAGACAGUAAAGGAGGGGGAGGAGGUGAGAGGAGAAGAUUGAGGGUAGAGUAGAGAAUGGCAGAUGAGAUGGGGAGAAGAGACAGUAAAGGAGGGGGAGGAGGUGAGAGGAGAAGAUUGAGGGUAGAGUAGAGAAUGGCAGAUGAGAUGGGGAGAAGAGACAGUAAAGGAGGGGGAGGAGGUGAGAGGAGAAGAUUGAGGGUAGAGUAGAGAAUGGCAGAUGAGAUGGGGAGAAGAGACAGUAAAGGAGGGGGAGAAGGAGAGAGACAUGGAGGAGCUGUUACAACUUCUUGGCUCUGAGGAGAAGGAGGACGAUUGUUACGUUCAGACUUUGAACACACCCCUUCCUUACUGAGGACAUACUAGAGCUAGGCUGGUAUGCGAUGGUUAAAUCAUCAUUUUGUUUUAGGUUGAUAUGGGAUGGCUGCAUAGUGAUAUAUGCUGACAUAAGCUGCCGCUGGCCCAUGUUGACUUCAGUGCUUCGCACAGUUGUGUAAAGUUGGCUGGAUGUCCUUUGGGUGGUGGACCAUUCUUGAUAGACACGGGAAACUGUUGAGUGUGAAAAGCCCUGCAGCGUUGCAGUUCUUGACGCAAAACGGUGUGCCUGGCACCUACUACCAUACCCCGUUCAAAGGCACUUAAAUAUUUUGUCUUGACCAUUCACCAUCUGAAUGGCACACAUACACAAUCCAUGUCUCGAUUGCCUCAAGGCUUUAAAAUCCUUCUUUAACCUGUCUCCUCCCCUUCAUCUACACUGAUUUAAAGUGGAUUUAACAAGUGACAUUAAUAAGGGAUCAUGGCUUUCACCUGGAUUCACCUGAUCAGUCUAUGUUGUGGAAAGAGCAGGUGUUCAUAAUGUUUUGUACACUCAGUGUGUGGGCCGAUAUAUGAUAUAUAUUACCUGUACUACAUCCACCUCUCAUCAGUAUGCCCCUGUACAGCCAGUGAAGGCAAUGUUGUGCAUAUCAUCUUUGUAAAGAAAUGUCAAAUGUAUUGUUUUCUUUUCUUAAAUAUAGAAUAAUGUACAUUAAUGUUUUGCUUGUUGACAAAUGUCCAUAGUAUCAUGUCUCAAAGCUGCUACCAGUAUGCUAAAACUUUAGAAUAACAAAGUAAGCAAGGGAACAGAGAGACCCCCCCAAAAAAAUGUAUUCUAAGAAACUGUUGAGCAAUGUUUUAAUGUUUGAGGAGGGAGAGUUAAUCCCAAAGGAAAAACUUGUUUUCUGUAUAAAGUAGUAUAAACUAGUAUAAAGUUGACUGGGGUUUUUCUUUCUUAUUUGACACUUCACCCACACUGUUGCCUAACUAUCCUCCAUAGGCAGACAGGUCCAGUCUCCCGUCGUGUUUGAGAUCGACUAUAUUGCAGUCCGCGACUACUGCCUGACUGAUCUACAAUUCCCCUGUAUCCUAAAUAACUACUCAUUAUGAUUUAUAGGUCAGUCAGUUCGCUCUGUCGGUGAUCAAUAAUUAAGCGAAUUUGAUGCUCUUGAACAUGACCUCUCUCUACAGAACCAGCUCUGCAAAUGUACAGCACAACAGGAUAAAGAAUAUUUACAUCAAAAUAAUGUUCUUUAUGAUGACUGGUAUGGAGGGCAUAUUAUUUACUAUAUGUUCGUAUUCUUAUCUUUUAUUUCUUAUUGUUGUUGUCGAGAAGGAACCUAUAAAUAAUCAUUUUAAUGGACGGUCUAUACCGUGUGUAUCCUGUACAUACAACUAAUAAAACCAACUAUUGGGUGUUU